AUGGAGCUAUCCUGUCUUGGCUCUAAGACCUCUCCAGAAACAGCCAAUGCUCUCAGGCAUAUGAUAUACGAUCAGCUCCACGAGCACAGGGCUAAGCAUAGAGAAAAAUUCGUGGGAAGCCAUCCAGUAACACUGACACUCGAAAAUAUCAGCCUUCUACUUACGGAGGACUUCCUUGUAUGUGAGAAGUCUGAUGGCAUUAGAGCAUUGCUGUUUGCAACGAACUAUAUGGGCAAGCAUAGAGCAUAUCUCUAUGACAGAAAAAACGAUUUCUAUGAGCUGGAUAUUCGCAUUCCAUUCAGCUCUACCGUUCUUAUAGACGGGGAGGUUUUCCUUGAAUCAGGCACAAUCAACACAUAUGCAAUAUUCGAUUGCCUUAUAUAUGAAGGUGUUCCUCAAAUUGCUAAAAACCUAUACAAAAGACUUGGGUAUGCACAGAUGUUCCUUGAAGCCAUGCAGAAAGAGUACAAAACAUCUAAGACUGUCUUCAGAGAGCAGGAUGAUGAAGAUAGAAAGCGUGUUCAUGUUCAAGUUGAAAAUCCACCUUCUCCGAUUUGCUUCUAUGUCAAGCAGAUGCUCAAGGGAUAUGGUUUCUGGGAAAUAUAUAGCAAGAUUCCUGAGCUCAAGCAUGGAAACGACGGACUUAUUUUCACGCCGGUGAAUGAGGCAUACUGCGUGGGAAAGCGGGGCGAAAUACUUAAGUGGAAGCCUGCCUCCUUGAACACAAUGGAUUUCAAGAUGGCGAGGCAUAGCAAAGACAGUAGCAUCUACGACCUUAUUUGCAUAGGAAAGCGGGGGAAGGAAAUGGUAUUUGGCCAGUUCUUAAGCACCGGUGUUGAUGAAUCCGGCCUGGAUGGCAUGAUCGGUGAGUUCUUAUACGACGCUGACGGAUACUACUGGGAUUUCGACGAGCUUGUUCUGAAGAAAGGCGGGUGGAGGAUGUACAAAACAAGGCUUGAUAAGGACUCUCCGAACAAUAUAAAAGUGGUCUGCAAUAUUUUACAAAGCCUUAAGGACGAUCUCAGCAUUGAGAAGCUGUCUGCAUUCUACACUCCGAUGCGUGAAAAUAGUAAGGCAAGAGAAAAGCAGGGGCAUCGCACCAUCAUUUGA
Molecule: messenger RNA, 1110 nt
Organism: Ordospora pajunii
Lineage: Eukaryota; Fungi; Microsporidia; Ordosporidae
Product: mRNA capping enzyme
Exons: 1
Coding region: 1-1110 (369 amino acids)
Biological process (GO): 7-methylguanosine mRNA capping
Molecular function (GO): ATP binding; mRNA guanylyltransferase activity
Source: RefSeq, a predicted model, not a curated record